UUAAGAUGGCUGCGCCCACAAAUGCGGGGUUAGGCGUGCUUUUUAUGUAGGAUUGGGGUAAUAUUUUAUCAUUUUUGACGGAAAGUGAUUUCUGCUGAACAGAACAGCUUUAAAGUUUCGAAGCAAUGAAAUGGCACUUUAUGCAGAUGUAUGCAAGUAGUACCAGAACUUCAGAAGCAAAUUAAGUCAGGUUUUUAAACUUUAUGUGGGGGCACGUUUUUAGGUUUGUUGGAAGACCAUUCCACUUGACCAUUGUGCAUAGAAAGAAAGAUAUUUUAAAGUGAUUCGCCUUGGUGAAGAUAGAAUAGAAUAGAAGUGGGGGAUUGGACCUCUGCCGGCUCAUACAUUAUUGUGUUUUGAAGGUGAUGAAAUUCUCAGCUUCAACAAUUUGAACCAAAAAAGUUUACAUAUUUUGUCGCUAAUCAAAAUGAGCCAGAGCAUGCUUUUAAGAGUUGCCUACAGGUGGGGCCAUGUGGAGGGCAGGACAUUACACAAAAUGAAUGGACUACUGCUUAGGACUAUCAAUAGUUCAAAACACUGGCCAAAUGUACGGUCUAUAAGUGUGACCAGUGUCCAGUUUGCUAAGCUGUCUACUAAUCUGGAGGAUAAUGGUAUCAAAGACUAUCUUGAGAAAGUUUCUCAAAAGGGUAAAAAGCCUAAAAAGAUAGUAAAAAGGAAUCCAGACAGGCAGCAAGAUUAUGAAGUAGAUGUCUUUGAGCUGCAAGAAAUGUUGCAGAAGGAGAGUCAAAUGGAUGAUCAGUCACUGAUGAGUAAAUACAAAAUCAGAGUUAAUAGACAAGAUGCCCCUGCAGGUGUGACACCACUGGACACUGUGGACAGGAGACUGAAAAAACAGGAAGAGGAUGAAGAAGUUGUAUUUGGAAAAAUAAGUGAAAAUCUUGAAGAUCACCUAAGAGAAAGAGGUCAUCUAAAAACUAAAGAGAUAGCAUUUCACUCGCCAAAAUCAGCAAAACAAAGGCGGAGAAAGUUUUCUCAGCGAACUGAAGUCGACAAUUACAAUACUAAAAAUCCACGAAAAUUUUCCAAGAAAAAACAAACAACAUAUGAGGAAUCCUUUGGACAGUUUGACCCCACAUUUCGGGCAUCUCGUUCAUACCUGAAGACCCAUGGCAUGCUGAAGGAUAGAGGAGAGUACAGAGGACUGACCAGAGAGAAGAAAAUGGUCAUAGUGGAUGACCACGAAGAGUUGAGACGCAUGCCAGAGGUGGACCAUAACGUGGUGGAGAAAGCUGAUAGCUGGGGGUCAAGGUCAGUGGACACUGACCACACCAGGGAGGAAGAGGAUUCUCCUGAAUGGGAAGACACUUUUGGCACUUUGUCAGAAGAAAGCACUCCCAUUGGUCAAGGACAAUUGUACACUUUUAAUGAAAAGUACAAAGAUAUUGUAAAUCAUGCCGAAGAGGAAAAACCUUUCAGACGUUUGUCUCAAUUUGACCGAAAACAUGAUCUUCAUUUCUACCAUAUGAAAAUCAAGAGAAAAAUUGAAGAAGGCAAAAUUGAAGAAGCACUUGCAGUGCUUGAGGAAGACAUGUUGGAGAAGGACCGUGUACUUCCAGACACAUACAUAUAUACAUUGCUUAUCACUGGACUGGGGAAGGUUGGCUACACUUGGAAGGCAUUCAAACUGUUCAAUCAGAUGAAAAAAAGAGGAAUGACUUAUAUCCACCCCAAAACUUACACCUCUCUCUUCAAUGCCUGCUCAAAUGCCUAUGACAAGCGAGAUGGCCUAAGUAGAGCCAGGAAUCUCCGAGAAAUGAUGUUCCUAAAGGGCGUAGAGACGGCAUUUAUCACAUACAAAGCCAUGAUUAAAGCCUUUGGGAUUUGUGGAGACAUUCAGACAGCUUUUUUGUUAGUGGAUGAGAUGGCUGAAAAAGGUCACCAGAUUGACGUUGAAGUUUUCAGUUUCCUUCUGAUGGCUGCUAUUUCAGACAAAACUGCAGGGUUCCAGCAUGCAAUCAAGGUGUACCACACCAUGCUACAGAUGAGGAUUCCUCCAGAUAUCUAUAUCUUCAACCUUCUAAUGGAAGCUGUCAGACUCUGUGGAGUUCAGGAUGCUAAUGCUGUGGUGGAAUCAGGAAGGAAAGCUCAGAUCAUGAUUCAAAAGCAGGGUGAGAUGGAGACACUCCAAACCAUGAAGAGGAUGGAAAUGAGAAAAAUGAGGGAAAUGAAAAAGAAAAAGAAGAAAGAGGCAAAGAAACAAGAAUCCAGUGAAACGGAGAAUGGAGAUAGCAUGAAGGCGGAGACUGUCAAUUCAUCAGUGAAUCUUCCUGUAAAAUUAACCACCACAGAAAGUGGACUAGACAUCCUACCAGAAAAUAAACCAGAACAAAUUGAAGGUAUAACCAAGAAUAGACUGUCCCUGGUGGAAAAAGGGCCCUCUCAGGUUCAAGAGACACAUGUACCAAAUUUGCUCAAGGUGAACACCCUUGAUCAGGUGGUUUCCAUAGGCCCCAUAGCAACUGCCAGUGACAGGCUGGCUCUGAUUGGUGGAACAGCAGGCAUCCUGGAAAUCCUGGCGAUGCAUCAAAUACAACCAGACGUGAGGUUUUUCACCCAGUUGCUGGACUCCGUGGAACAGAACAAAGACGCGGAGGUGGAGGUGCUGGCGCAAAUGGACAAGACCGGGGUGGUUGGUGAUGUAGGUUUUUAUAGUAGACUGAUCAGAAGGCGGAACAUGAGGCAAGAUUAUGAGGAUGCCAAGGAAGUUUUAGUGCUGAUGUCUGAGAAAGGUAUAUUUCCCAAUAUGAACACAUUUGGUUGCCUGGCAAUGGGAUGUACAAACAGACACUUGGCCAACCAGCUCUUAGAGACAAUGGAUAGUGCAGCCUUUUAUCCCAAUAGUGUGAUUUUUGCCAUAUUUGCAAAGCAAUCUGGAGACAACUUCUUGUACAAACUAGAUCUCCUCAAAAAGAUGGAGUCCCUGGACAUACAACCAAAUGAUAAGUUUAUCAUGUACAUAGAGGACUCUAUUGCAAAAGCGAAGAGAAUCAUAAAAAUAAAAGAGUUACCCCCAGGAAAGCAGGCCAAGUUCAAGCCAGUGCCUAAAUUUUGUGAUGACCAGUGGUACGAGCAUUAUAAAACCUUCAUACAGGAGUGGACUCCAUGGCUUAAACGGACCAUGUAUCAGAAGCCUGAGCACCCCUGGUCAAGAUUUGGACACGAGAAACAAGUUCAGAUUCUGGCUGAGAAGCAUGAAAAGAGGAAAAAGAAAAGAGAAGAAUAUCUUAGUGAGCUGGAAAGAAUGAAGGAAGAGGUGUAAGAUUGAAAGUCUAAAUUUGACAAGUCGGCCAAGUGCAUUGCCCUCUCUCUCUCAUUUCACAUUUUACUGACCAUGAACAGUGUAGAGAGAUGUAGUAUCUUCUAUCUUGUCCCAUUGUUUCAUGAUUUAUAGAAGUAAAGAGUAAAAUGAUUUACUCCAAAAACUGCAAUAUUCAAACUUUGUACAAAAAUUGUUAAUAGCAGCAAAUGUCUGCAGGAACCAAAUAUACUUGGACUUAGUCUGUUUCAUAAAGUAUACUUGUGAAGAUUGCAACCAGAUACUAGUGAAAAUCGGAAUUGCCAUAACAUUUAUGGUGCUAUAAUUCAGUUAGAUUUCAAUAUUUGUCAUUGUUAUUGACCAUGAAUCAGUUUACAUAUUAUAAAUAUAACUAUGUACUGUUUGAAUGGUAUUUAA
Lingula anatina is the source of this 3694-nucleotide messenger RNA. RefSeq names its product pentatricopeptide repeat-containing protein 1, mitochondrial. The record is from RefSeq and is a predicted model, not a curated record. NCBI's taxonomy places the organism in Eukaryota, Metazoa, Brachiopoda, Lingulata, Lingulida, Lingulidae. Gene Ontology annotation, molecular function: protein binding; tRNA binding. Gene Ontology annotation, cellular component: mitochondrial matrix. Gene Ontology annotation, biological process: tRNA 3'-end processing.